AUGGCCUCGACGUUCAAGUCGAAGCGCCCGGUUAGGGGGCUGGAAGACAUAUGCGAGCGUUUGAGAUGGUCAAUUGACUAUCUGAGUGAAAACAGCCUGAGCUGCUACUCCAGGACAUGCCAGGGGAAGCACGGAGCCACUUUCCGCGAGUUGUUGAAGCGAUGCAUUGUAAGUGGCCUGGGCCCCGAAGCAUACAGGGUAGUCGAGCCCACUGACCCCCACAUUCCCAACUCCCUAGAAAGUGCCAUCUGCAGUGGAGACGAUUUCAAUAUUGAUCACUAUCUAUACGAGGAAGGCGUGGAUGUCUGGGAGGUCGACAGCCAUGGAGUCAGCUUGCUCCAUCUGGCGGCGGCGGCGGGCAACACGAAUGUUAUCAGAAAACUAUUGCGGCUUGGAGUUAAUCCUACCGUCCACAUCGGGCCCCGGCAUGAUCGAUUGUCGGUCAUCGACUGCUUGAAUCCCAUGCUCCCCGAGCUUGACCGGGGGAUUAAGAUGCUUCUCGAAGAACGGUGUGUCUUCUUCACCGAUCGCAUCUUCGUCGCGCUGCUGAGGACUUCUGGCUUCCAAGAGCUGUUCAAGCGUGCCAGCGAGAACGGCACCGACCUCCUCCGCUCACCCUGCGACACGGCCACGCGCAAGGAGCGCUACUUUCUCUUGGUCCGGCAUGCCCCUUCGAUUGAGGUCUUUCGAUUCAUGCACCUUCACGUUGCUAAGCUCGACUGGGAGGCCAACGAGGCUAGCCAGAUGAUCCGAGAGGCUUUACUCUGUCGCAAGCCCGAGUUUGCAAGGUUCAUGAUCCAAAACGAGUUUCCCAUCGUCGUGCGGUGUACCUUUGGGUUGCCAGAGGUGGAGGAGGCGGUCGCUUUGGGUUAUGUGUCUGUGCUGGAAGACCUCUUUGCCCGUCAUGAACUGCGGGGGUACCGUAACAAGGAGAUGAUCCUGAACCGGUGCAAGGCGAGAAACCAGGAGUUACGUGGCCGAAUGGAUUCUGUCUAG
Messenger RNA from Aspergillus saccharolyticus JOP 1030-1, 996 nucleotides. RefSeq lists its product as uncharacterized. The coding region runs from base 1 to 996 and encodes 331 amino acids. Lineage: Eukaryota; Fungi; Ascomycota; Eurotiomycetes; Eurotiales; Aspergillaceae. The transcript has a single exon. Gene Ontology annotation, molecular function: protein binding. The record is from RefSeq and is a predicted model, not a curated record.